GGUUGACAACAGCUAAGCAGCCGCGGCAGCUGCUCCUCUCGCUGGCACCCUUACCCACGCCCGACCCCAGGCUCCGCGCGUGCCCCGGACGGGAGCAGUCCUUCCUGCACUCACCUCCUGCCCACUGGCCGCCGUGUCAGGGUCUCGAACCCCAAGUGGUGGACGCGGGCUCCAGAAGUUGAAGCCAAGAGAGCAUGCAAGUGGCUCCGAGCAACAGGAUUCCCUCAGUAUGCUCAGCUUUUUGAAGAAGGUCUGUUUCCCUUGGAUAUUGGCUCUGUGAAGAAGGACCACGGUUUUCUGGACGAGGACUCUUUGGGGGCCCUGUGCAGGAGGCUGAUGACCUUGAACAACUGUGCCUCGAUGAAACUGGAAGUUCACUUUCAAAGCAAGCAAAAUGAAGACUCAGAAGAAGAAGAGCAAUGUAGCAUCAGCAACCACUGGGCUUUCCAGCGAGAAAGUAAAUGCUGGUCUCGUGGGGGCUGCUCUGACCUGCUGGCUCCCCCGAGCCCUGGCCUGCCGGGGACCUCCAGCUGUGAGAGCGUCCUCACAGAGCUCAGUGCCACUUCCCUACCAGCCAUCACCGUGAGCCUAUCGCCGGAGCCAACGGACCUGCCCUCACCCUGCCGUGUCCCCAGCCCGAGCAACCAGCUCCUCCUCAGCGCCCCCCAGGGCCAAGAGGGUCCCCGGGACAAAGCCAAGAAGCACCGUUCUCGUAGCUUCCUUAAGCACCUCGAUUCUCUGAGGCGGAAGGAAAAGGGUGGCGGUCGGCAAGCGGAGCCCGCGCGUGGCCCAGCCACCUUAGAGAAGGCCACCAAAGCCUCCUCUUUCUGCAGUCGCCGUGGCUUCCUCUCAGCUGGAUUCUACAGGGCCAAGAACAGGGCAGCCACCUCAGCCGGUGAUUGCGGCACUGCGACUCAGAGGGCCUGGGAGGCCUGGCCUGUGGCCAUGUUUCGGCAUCCGCAGCGGGCGCACCGGGGGGACUGCCUUGUGCACGUGCCCGGGGACCACAAGCCAGGCACAUUCCCUCGCUCCCUGUCCAUCGAGAGCCUGCUUCCUGAGGACGGACAGCGCCUGGCCGAUUGGCAGCCAGGUAGGCCCCGGGGCUAUGAAGGGCGCCGGGGUUCCUGCGGCUCCACGGGCAGCCAUGCCAGCAUCUAUGACAACAUGCCCGAGCUGUACCCAGCGGAGCCACUACUGGCCAGGGCUGCAGCCGAAGAGGACGAGGGCGGGGGCAGCUACACCCACCUGGACGAUAUCCUCCAGCACGUGUGGGGGCUGCAGCAACGGGUAGAGCUCUGGUCCCGGGCCGUCUACCCGGACCUGCGGACUGGAGAUAAGGACGAGGAAGAAGAGGAGGAAGAAGAGGAGGAGGAGGUCACUUCAGCAGCAGAGAUGGCCACAGUUGAGGUCGAGGGGCAGGCUGAGGCUCUGGCCCAGAUGGAGGCCCCGGCCCGCAGAGGGUCCUCGGCCCCGGGCCAGGCUGAUGUUCCGCCAGUGGUCCCAGCUCAGGUUCAGGGUCGGGUGCAGGCCGAGCCCCUGGCACGGGCACAGGCCGAGGCCGAGGCUCAGGCCCCGGGUCCAGCCCAGCAUAAUGGGCAGGAGGCAAAUUCAGGUGGGGAGCCCACCUCUGCCCCCAGCCUGACGGUGGAAGAUAGGCACUCCGUUGCUGACACCGUGGCCUCCUCCGGCGAACUGGACAGUAGUGGAAAGUCGCUGAACGAGCCCGAGGCCGCAGGCUCGCCGGCUGGACCUCAGGCAUUAGCACCGCGGGAACGACGAGAUUCAGGCGUUGGCGCCUCACUUACCAGACCCUGCAGGAAGCUCCGUUGGCACAGCUUCCAGAACUCCCACCGGCCCAGCCUGAACUCAGAGUCCCUGGAGAUCAAUCGGCAGUUUGCCGGCCAGAUCCACCUCCUGCACAAGGGCUCGCUGCUGCGGCUCACCGCCUUCAUGGAGAAGUACACUGUGCCGCACAAGCCGGGAUGGGUCUGGACCCUGGCAGGGUCAGCCCCAGAAGGUGGGUGCAGGCGGGAGGAAGCCAGAAGCCAGCAGUGGUCAGUGCCCAAGUUCAUGAAAAGGCAUAAGACCCCGGACUACCGGGGCCAGCACGUGUUCGGGGUGCCCCCCCUCAUCCACGUGCAGCGCACCGGCCAGCCACUGCCACAGAGCAUUCAGCAAGCCAUGCGCUACCUGCGCAGCCAGUGCCUGGACCAGGUGGGCAUCUUCCGCAAGUCGGGGGUGAAGUCCAGGAUCCAGAACCUGCGCCAAAUGAAUGAGACCUCACCAGACAAUGUUUGCUACGACGGCCAAUCGGCCUACGAUGUGGCCGACUUGCUGAAGCAGUAUUUCCGGGACCUACCAGAGCCUAUCUUCACCAGCAAGCUCACCACCACUUUUCUGCAGAUCUACCAGCUCCUCCCCAAGGAUCAGUGGUUGGCUGCAGCGCAGGCCGCCACCUUGCUGCUCCCCGACGAGAACCGCGAGGUCCUACAGACCCUGCUCUAUUUCCUAAGUGACAUCGCCUCUGCUGAAGAAAACCAGAUGACAGCCGGCAACCUAGCAGUGUGCCUGGCGCCUUCCAUCUUCCAUCUCAACGUCUCCAAGAAGGAUAGCCCCUCACCCAGGAUCAGGAGCAAACGCAGCCUGGCUGGCCGGCCGGGCCCUAGGGACCUGAGUGAGAACAUGGCUGCCACCCAGGGCCUAUCGCACAUGAUCAGUGACUGCAAGAAACUUUUCCAAGUCCCCCAGGACAUGGUGCUGCAACUAUGUGGCUCCUACAGUGCGGCUGAGCUCUGCCCUCCCGGCCCGGGCCUGGCUGAGCUGCGGGAGGCCCAAGCUGCCGGCAGGAGCCUGAGCCUCUACAUGGAGGAGAGCGUCCAGGAGCUGCUCCGUGAUGCUGCCGAGCGCUUCAAGGGCUGGAUGAGUAUGCCAGGGCCCCAGCACACGGAGCUGGCUUGCAGGAAGGUGGAGAAGCAGACAUCCAGAAAGGAGAGAGGACAGGGAACACAGGGACGGCCUGUCCGGAUCUGGCUAGGGUUAGCAGAGGACCCCUGCAGCCUUCCCUUGUCAGGGGCUGAAGCUCCAGACGGGCACCCCCUGCGUGUGUGGAAGGCGUCCACUGAGGUGGCGGCCCCUCCAGCCGUGGUGCUACACCGUGUUCUGCGGGAGAGGGCCCUCUGGGACGAGGACCUGCUGCGGGCCCAGGUGUUGGAAGCCCUGAUGCCGGGCGUGGAGCUGUACCACUAUGUCACCGACAGCAUGGCGCCCCAUCCCUGCCGCGACUUUGUGGUGCUCCGGAUGUGGCGCUCCGACCUGCCCCGCGGCGGCUGUCUGCUAGUCUCCCAGUCCCUGGAUCCGGAGCAGCCCGUGCCAGAGUCAGGGGUGCGGGCCAUGAUGCUCACUUCCCAGUACCUCAUGGAGCCUUGCGGCCUGGGCCGCUCCCGGCUCACUCACAUCUGCCGCGCUGAUCUCAGGGGCCGUUCUCCUGACUGGUACAACAAAGUCUUUGGGCACCUGUGUGCCAUGGAGGUGGCAAAGAUCCGGGACUCCUUCCCCACCCUGCAGGCAGCUGGCCCCGAGACAAAGUUGUGAGCCUCAGCUCGGCGCCAGGGUGGCACCACCCAGGCCCCUCCGCACCAAGGAAGUAAGGGGGUAAGGAAAGGAGAGCAGCCCCCACGUGUUGCUUCCAGGGGCAGAGCCAGGCCCUUGCCGAUCCAGCAGCCUGCUGUCCCCUUGUCUUCCUGAAGCUCCUCCACACAUACAGGGGAGGAGGAGAGAAUUUCAGUGUCCCAUCUCUACUCCACCUGUACCCACCAGCCUGUGUUCUGUCCUCCCAAGAGAGAGGAGUCAUUUUCAGGAGCAGAAGACUGCUGCAGCCCUCCAGGCCCACCGAGGCACCAUCAGUCUGAAGCCUUGCCAGCACUCCCCACCUGCAGGGGGAAGGAGGUAGAGAGCAGUGUGUGCAUCCAGCUCUCUGCCACUCCGAGAGGCCAAGCCGUCCUUUUUGGUGCUCGGGUCCCUUUGAGGUUGGCAGGAGGCUCUGGUCCUGCCUUGGGGCCUAAUAUUGGUCCUGAACUAGCUCUGCCAGAGAAAGCGAACUAAAGAGGAUGAGCACAGGGCAGCCCCAACCACACCAUGAGCUGUUUUAUUGGUGUAAAUGCGAUGCUGAUUCACCUGAGGCUGAUUUAAAGAGUGCGCACUACCAGCGGGCAACAGGACAGUUUGGGGCAGCCUGGGAGAUGGUAGUGGAGCGGGGAGGGGGCUUCCUUUCUCAGGUCUCAGGAGACCAGUGAAUCAGUCUCCCUGGCUCGGGCCGCCUACUUUAUCUGCCACUCCCUGGUGUUCUGUGCGGCCCUUGGUCACACACUCUUACGUCUGGAGAGCAAACGGGCUCACUCCCACUGCACAGGCCAAGCAAAAGCAGAUGGUAGUGAAUAGACACAUAUCUGUGUCUGCGUCCCUUCUCCUGCUCUUCCUGCCUAUGGUACCAGGCUGACAUAAGAGCCCCGUCAUCAAGCAGAGACCUGGCCCCUGCUUCCGGCAGCUGGCCAGCCAGAUGGAAGGGCCGAGUGUCACUUCAGCCAGCUGGGGCUUGAUCCAAACCUGAUCCGUCCCACCCAGCAGCUAUCUUGACUUAUGUGGAAUUCCAAAUGACGUUCAGAUGCCAACUGGUGCUUUAUUUUUCUUUCAGCUCAAUAAACUGGAGUGGGAUGGGUCCCAGCCAAUGUUGUAAUUUUUAAGCCUAUUUUAUUUGUACCUAUAAAUACUGUACAGUCAGAAUAUAUAUAUGUAUUUGUAUAUAUAUAUAGAUACAUAUAUAUGCACAUCUAUAUACACACACGUAUUCUAUUGUGAGUAUAUUAUAAUCUGUGGGUGCGAGCAGGGGUCUGGAAAGCCCAAGGGAGCAGGGAUGAGGGAGGUGGAAGGCAGGAACCAUGUGACCCCUCGGGAGAACAAUAAAGCAUUACUAGA
Molecule: messenger RNA, 4971 nt
Organism: Zalophus californianus (California sea lion)
Lineage: Eukaryota; Metazoa; Chordata; Mammalia; Carnivora; Otariidae
Gene: STARD8
Product: StAR related lipid transfer domain containing 8
Exons: 16
Coding region: 337-3591 (1084 amino acids)
Biological process (GO): actin cytoskeleton organization; signal transduction; regulation of Rho protein signal transduction
Molecular function (GO): lipid binding; GTPase activator activity
Source: RefSeq, a predicted model, not a curated record